AUGUAUAGUCACCUGCCCUCUAAUGCCAGCUGGACCUCCUCAUCGCGUGUAUUGCCUCCUCCGGAGCCUGAGACCCGUACAAUAAACCCUCACGUCCUGCACGACUAUCCGCAUAAACGACCUCGACUGUCCGAACCGACUCAUACUGCGAAUGCACCAAUAUACUCGACUAGUCAGCUUCACCCCUUGUCAACGCACCCAUCUCGCGCAUCUUCUCCAUCAACGCUGCAGAUCGACCCCGUGCUAUAUGACACAGCUCCAAGCACACUGCCGUCCCCGCCUCCCUCGCGUAUCUCCCGGCCUUCCCCUCCUCAACCGCCUCCCUCACAACCUCCAUCAUCAUCGUUCGACUGGGAAGACUGGAUCACCCGUCGUCUAGACGGUACACCUGCUACGCCCUCGGAGUCCUACAUUCAGCGUGAAGACUUGCUAUGCGAAUUCCCCAGCCGGGAUAACCUACGUGCCGCUUUGGUCUUGGUGCAAGAUGCCGUCGAAGGCGCAAAAGCGAGGAGGGCACAAGCGGAGGAAGAUCUGAGAGAUGCGCAGAGGAGAUUGAUGCAGGCUGAUGGCGACCUUGUGUUGCUAGGCAGCGUGCAGGCGUGGAUGGGGGACGAGCUUGCGAGACCGCCAACUCCCAAGUCUUUCAUGAAGGAAGAGGACGAAGACGAAGACUUGCUGCCGUAUACGCCUGUCACGCCCUCCGAACCUCCCAAGUCCGCUCCUACCUCUGCCAAGAACCCGAAAUCCAAGCCCAAACGACCGCGCGCCAGCCGCUCGCAUGCUGAUCCGAAUCGCGCACGCGUGCGCUCGACUCUUGCACCUAAUGGGCCCUCGUUCAUUGACGUCGGCACACCUGAGGAUCUAUGCGCGAAGUACAAAGCACUGCUCCUGUGGGGGAGCUACAGGAAGGUCACCGGGGAGGGCCGGUAUAGGAUAUGGCCGCCCAGACGAGAUGAGGGAGGGGAAGAGUCUGACGAUCUGGUGUUCGUUACACCCGAGAACGUCUACGAGGUCCCUCCGCACCUCUCCUGCCCGCACUGCCGCACCUCGAAACGCUUCCGCAAGAUCCCCGGCUCCGAUUUCGACCUGAAAGCUCUCCCUCGAUGUCUAUGGCUCACAGAUAGCAAUCGACCAUGUUGCUUGAUCUGCCAUCGCAGUAGUAGUCACAAGAGCGGCGGGACGAACCUCUGCGGGGCGGACUACGAUGCGGUCGUCAAGUUCAAAGAUAUAGCGUGA
Molecule: messenger RNA, 1236 nt
Organism: Peniophora sp. CBMAI 1063
Lineage: Eukaryota; Fungi; Basidiomycota; Agaricomycetes; Russulales; Peniophoraceae
Source: the annotation of a GenBank genome assembly